AUGACUAAGGUGGAGGGCCUGGGGCGCUCCGCGCUGCCGCUGUCGAUGGACGUGAGGGACAGGGGGAGCGUUGACGACGCCAUGAGGGAGGUGGAGAGGGUCUAUGGCGGCCUGGACGUGCUGGUGGCCAACGCCGGGAUCCUGGGGCUGAUGCAGCCGCCAGAGGAGCUGGACGAGGAGAACUACAAGAACGUGUUUGCGGUCAACGUGGACGGCGUGCUGCACGCCACGCGCGCCGCCUACCCCCUCCUGAAGAAGAGCGGUUGCGGCAAAAUCGUGAUCACCAGCAGCGUCGCCGGCCUGACUGGGUACGGUCCACAGCUGGCCUACUGCGCCAGCAAGGGGGCGGUCAUACCCCUGGCCAAGAGCCUCGCCCUGGCAUGGGCCAAGGACGGCAUCAAUGUGAAUGUGGUGCUGCCAGGUGCAGUCAACACGCCGUUCACGACGCGCAUUCUGGAUGACCCUCACAAGCUGUCUUACAUUCUCAAUCGAAUCCCCCUGGGGCGCCUGGCCGAGCCCGAGGACAUCGUGGGUCCCAUUCUGUUCCUCUCAUCUCACGCGGCAGACUAUUGCACGGGCUCUCUGCUGGUCGUUGAUGGCGGCGGCACCAGCCGGGCCAUGGCGCAGUGA
Monoraphidium neglectum is the source of this 630-nucleotide messenger RNA. Its product is annotated as short-chain dehydrogenase/reductase SDR. The coding region runs from base 1 to 630 and encodes 209 amino acids. The record is from RefSeq and is a predicted model, not a curated record. The transcript has 8 exons. Gene Ontology annotation, molecular function: oxidoreductase activity, acting on the CH-OH group of donors, NAD or NADP as acceptor. NCBI's taxonomy places the organism in Eukaryota, Viridiplantae, Chlorophyta, Chlorophyceae, Sphaeropleales, Selenastraceae.